This is a messenger RNA of Apodemus sylvaticus (European woodmouse), 2259 nucleotides long. It is a transcript of the gene Nadk, whose product is annotated as NAD kinase. Gene Ontology annotation, biological process: NADP+ biosynthetic process; NAD+ metabolic process. Bases 305 to 1639 code for a protein of 444 amino acids. The transcript is spliced from 13 exons. NCBI's taxonomy places the organism in Eukaryota, Metazoa, Chordata, Mammalia, Rodentia, Muridae. The record is from RefSeq and is a predicted model, not a curated record. Gene Ontology annotation, molecular function: NAD+ kinase activity.
GCCCUGCAGCGCAUGCGUGCGGGCUGCGCUUGCGCACUGACAGCCGCGGCGCGGCGCUGCUUGGUGGUGCCGGCCUCUGGACCGAGCGGCCAUGGGGUGGCGGGCGGCUGGGUCGCUGAGAGCCAGGUAGCAGUAGGGCAGCAGGGACCGCUGGCUCGGCCCAGCAUGUAGACGUCCACGCGGGCGCGCGGCAGCCGACGAGUCUUUAUGUGACAAUUGGCAUUUUGACAAACCAACCACUCUGCCCCAUAAUGACCUAACAAGGCACUGUGAGGAAGGCACCAGUGUUUUUCUCAUAUCAACUAUGGAAAUGGAACAAGAAAAGAUGAACCUGAGUAAGGAGCUGAGUCCUGACUCAGCCUCCUACAACUGCUCAGCAUGUCAUGGGGAUGAGACCUGGAGCUACAGUCACCCCAUCCGGGGCCGGGCCAAGUCUCGGAGCCUGUCAGCCUCACCUGCCCUGGGCAGCACCAAGGAGUUCAGGAGGACCCGCUCUCUCCAUGGGCCGUGCCCAGUGACAACAUUUGGACCAAAGGCCUGCGUGCUGCAGAACCCACAGACCAUCAUGCACAUCCAGGACCCUGCAAGUCAACGGUUGACAUGGAACAAGUCUCCCAAGAGUGUCCUUGUCAUCAAAAAGAUCCGAGAUGCCAGCUUACUACAGCCCUUCAAGGAGCUCUGCAUAUACCUCAUGGAGGAAAAUAACAUGAUCGUGUAUGUGGAAAAGAAAGUUCUGGAAGACCCUGCUAUAGUGAGUGAUGAAAACUUUGGACCAGUGAAGAAGAAGUUCUGCACUUUCCGUGAAGAUUAUGAUGACAUCUCCAACCAGAUAGACUUCAUCAUAUGCCUUGGAGGGGAUGGCACCUUGCUGUACGCCUCCUCACUUUUCCAGGGCAGUGUGCCUCCUGUUAUGGCCUUCCACCUUGGAUCCCUGGGCUUUCUGACCCCAUUCAACUUUGAGAACUUCCAAUCCCAAGUGAAUCAGGUGAUAGAGGGGAAUGCCGCUGUUAUCCUGAGGAGCCGGCUGAAGGUCAGGGUGGUGAAAGAGCCCAGAGACAAGAAGACAGCCAUCCACAACGGCCUCAGUGAGAAUGGUCUGGACACAGAGGGCGGAAAACAGGCUAUGCAAUACCAGGUCUUAAAUGAAGUAGUGAUCGACAGAGGCCCCUCCUCAUAUCUGUCCAACGUGGAUGUCUACCUGGAUGGACACCUUAUCACCACUGUGCAGGGCGAUGGAGUGAUCGUGUCCACCCCGACGGGCAGCACAGCAUAUGCAGCUGCAGCCGGGGCCUCCAUGGUCCACCCCAACGUGCCAGCCAUCAUGGUUACACCCAUCUGCCCCCACUCGCUGUCAUUCCGGCCUAUCGUGGUCCCUGCAGGGGUCGAGCUAAAGAUUAUGCUGUCACCGGAAGCCAGGAACACGGCAUGGGUGUCUUUUGAUGGACGGAAGAGACAGGAAAUCCGCCAUGGAGACAGCAUCAGCAUCACCACCUCCUGCUACCCACUGCCCUCCAUCUGUGUGUGUGACCCUGUGAGUGACUGGUUUGAGAGCCUUGCCCAGUGUCUGCACUGGAAUGUUCGAAAGAAGCAAGCUCAUUUUCCAGAAGAUGAAGAGGACCAGGAUGAGGAGGACAGCUAGACUACAUUUCCCAGCUUCCAACCUGAUUGGACCCUCAAACUCUUGGGGCCCUUAUUUCUCCUGCUGGCCUUCUGGCUGACCUGGCCUUGACAAACCACAUGGCUGUCCAGGCAUCUUAUGUCCUGCCUGCCUUGCUGGGAGAGCUUGGGUCUGCCUUUUGCAGAACAGAUCAGCUUUUUAAUGUUUUUAAACCUCUUUUUCAUUUAUAAAAAAGCAAAAUGAGAACUGGGCGGGGUGUCCUACAUCUCUCCCAUGGGCCCCCGCAUCCCCCUGAGAUUCCCAGGUCAGGAAUUCCCAUAAAUCAGUCUGUUGAAAUUCUGAGGGGGUCAGAAUGAAUUGAUCUUCCUUUUGAUACUGAAAUAAAUGUCUCAGCCAGAAAUCUUCUUUUACCUGCAGUGCUUUCCCCGGGGCCUGUACCUUUCCCCUGGCAGCUUUGCUGUGGGUUGGCAAGGCAAGCUUGCUUUUGUGUUUCUGGAGAUGGCUAAGUACCUCUGGGUCUGGCCCCAAGACCUCUGACUCCUUCCAGAGCAGACAGAGGUAACACUUGGCACAGCCAUCCAGCAACCUCACAUUCCUCACACAACAGGGCAGCAGAUCCUGGGGACAGUUUAAAUCCUGUA